Molecule: messenger RNA, 8157 nt
Organism: Acanthopagrus latus (yellowfin seabream)
Lineage: Eukaryota; Metazoa; Chordata; Actinopteri; Spariformes; Sparidae
Product: alsin-like
Exons: 42
Coding region: 424-5394 (1656 amino acids)
Molecular function (GO): guanyl-nucleotide exchange factor activity
Source: RefSeq, a predicted model, not a curated record
AACAGGUGUGGCAGCGCCGCCGUGUUUGUCCCUGCCCGGCUGCCGUCGCGGAGCUGGCCGUGUGUGAACAACACUGAACUGUCAGGGGGAAGUUCUGCUUUACUACGCUGCACUGAUUUGAAUCUAAAAAAAAUGAGAUAGCUGGGUGUUUCUGCGGUGACAGUCACACACACCGCUGCCAGGACUCAGUGCACAACAAAUCCGCGCGGCCACCUCGCGACUUCAAACUGGCGGUUGGGAGAUGUCAUGUCACAUGAGGCAUCUUACACAGAACAAGCAUCUGAAGAGGUGUCAAAACCAGACAGAUGAUUUUCUUUGUUGCUGCAAAAUGAUUUAUUGUUGGGUGUGAACAUAAGACCAGAGCGCCGGAGAAAUGUUGAUAAAGAUGCCUUCAGUUUCCUGUGGCGUGGAGAGUCUGAAGUGAUGGAGAACAUAGAGGAGAGCCCUGCAGAUGAGCAGGCCCAAACCCCCCCAGAGCGAGGACUGCUCCACAUCUGGCAGUCAGCGGGGCCCAGUGCACAGCUGCCUCCAGAGAGAGUGCUGCUGUCCAGGCCUGUUCUGCAGACCGCGCUGGGAGAACAUCAUGGACUCCUGCUGACACAGGGUGGUCUGGUCUACUCGUUUGGUGAGCUGCUAUGGAGGCACGUGAGUGUCCCAGUCUCUGCCCCGGUGUUGGAGGGCUCUCUGCUGGGGAAGACAGUGGUCCACGUGGCUGCUGGAGGCUUUCACUGUGGAGCACUGAGCGAGCAGGGCAACAUCUUCAUGUGGGGGGAGAACACUGCAGGACAGUGUGGGCUGACUGAGAAGGGUGCAGCUGCAAACAUCACAGUUUCAGAGCCAAGCCCCAUCUCUGUGGUGGACAAUGAUGUCAUUCCUCCAGCAGCAGUUCGGAUUGUGGAUCUGGCUUUCGGACGGGAGCACAGCCUGGCUCUGUCAGCCCAGAAUGAGCUGUGGGCGUGGGGCAGCGGCUGUCAGCUCGGCCUAGUCACUAGCACCUUCCCUGUGUGGAUACCACAGAAGGUGGAGCACUUGGCAGGCAGACAUGUCAUUCAGGUGUCUUGUGGUGCCUACCACAGUCUGGCUUUGGUUCGCAGUUUGCCUCUAAAGAACUACAAUACCCAGAAUCCCCCUGAAAAGAGGGAGCGGGGCCAGUCACCCCACUACUCAGUGACAGAGAAGGAGGAGUCAUUUACAGUUGAUGGUGGUCACUACUGUCCACUGGGAGUGGAGCUGACUGAAGUCAUGACAGAGGAGACAUCUCAAAGAAGAAGAGGCCCCAGACGAAGACUGCAACCUCGGGGAAGGUCAGCUGGCAGCAGCCCUGGCUCUGCUGCCGGUUUAUGUCCGAAUUCUGAAGAUGGCAAAUCUAACACUAAACAGAAGAAUCUUCCAGUUGGCACCAGGCUUGAGCCCGAUGGGCUGACUGAGAGAGACGGCAGCCCCAAGUCCCACCCACUGUCCGGUUGGAGGUCCAAUAAGAACUCUGCUCUCUCUGAUGAAAGGGAGCUUCAGAACCUCCUCCAGAAACUCUCUGGUCACUCACUUGAGACGCGCGACACCUCCGGGCUCGGAGAUACUGACUCAUUGAGCAGUUACACUUCAGAUGACAGCUGUGUUUCCUCAACUCCUUCCACAGAUCUGUUGACUUCCAGUUACAAUGAAGAGUCAUCGAUUACAAGUCAAACCAACAAAAACAGUGGACUGUCCGUGUCGUACUCUUCUUCUCCAGUGUGUCUGGAAGACGUACGGCUUUCUCUCGAGGCAGAGAAGCAGGCGCUGCAGGGGCAGAAGAGCUCCAGUCUAACAAAUAUAAACCAGAGGGGGAAAGCAUCAACAAACAGGAGGCGCUCUCUGCCUGGGACACCCACCCGUGGGUCUCCACGGCAACGGCGAACUUGUGCCUGCAGGCCAUCUUCUGCUGGUCGGGUGCAUUCCACAGCACCGAAGGAGGCUGGAGACGGGCUGCCGUCUCUGGACACAGAAGUGUGGAGCUGGGGCCGCGGGUCUGAGGGGCAACUAGGUCAUGGAGAUCAGCUCGCCAGACUCCAGCCUCUGUGUAUCAAGUCUUUGAAAGGUGAGGAGGUGAUCCAAGUCGCCGCAGGGUCACACCAUUCAUUGGCUCUCACCGCUCACUGCCAGGUGUACUCAUGGGGCAGCAACAUGUGUGGACAGCUCGGUCACGUCAACAGUCCUGUCACUGUCCCUCAGCAGGCGAAGCUGUCUGAAGGUCUUCGGGUUUGGGACUUGUCAGCCGGUCAAAGCCACUCCCUCCUCCUGGCAGAUGGAGACUGUGUCCAGCCGGUCCUGCUGUACUGUGGCCAGCAGCAGGAGCCAAUGACAGUGCAGAGUGAGAGGUCUCACCGGGGUCAAAGGUCACACCAUAGGUCACCCAACAGAGCAGAGAGUUACACAGUCAGACCCACACUUCUGCCGUUCUGCAUGGAGAUGGGUUACAUUAGCAGUGUGUGCAGCGGUGGUCAGAGCUGUGCGGUGCUGGCAGACCAUAACAUCAUGGGUUUCAUCUCGGCAAUUCAUGAGCUGGCCUCCAGAGAGAGACAGUUCUACUGCUGGUUGAGCAGUGUCAGGAAGCUCCUCCUCACGCCGCUACGUAACAGAGAGAGUGCAUCUUCAUCGUUAGGUGAGCCGUGCACUCAUCUCUUCUUCUCUCUUUGCGAGAGUUUUGCUCGUCUGAGCACUCUGAUCGGUCAACACUCCACGUCACUCACCUACUUCCUGCAUGACGUGCAGGGCUGUGAUGUCACUUCCCUUCCCCUGCUGACUCACACUGAGCACUUUCUGGACAUUUAUAAAGAGUAUUGUUCUUCAGUAGGUAACUUCCAGGUGAUGGGUGGAUUCCAGCCACUCCAUAAGCUCUCACUUGAGUGUUUAGGCUCUCAGCAGACGGUCCUCGCUCAGCUGUGUGUGUCAGACCAGGCUGUGAGUGGUGAUGUUGACCUAGUUUCGAUGUUGUACUGGCCUCUGCAGCAGCUCCACCAGUACAGCCGAGUCCUGCUCAAACUGGCAGCUUGUUACGAUGUGUUAACUACAGAGUAUCAGUCCCUCCACCAGGGCUGUAGUCAGUAUGAGUCCCUGUCUUCGUCCCUUCUAAGGAGAAAGAAGGAGGCUGAAAUCACCUUCCUCUUCUGGAAGACCCACUCUGGAAAAACUGAGGAUCUGCGUCUCGCUCAGCGUCGUGUGGUGUGCGAAAGCAGCAACAGAUCUCUGACUCUGCAGAACGCCGGGCGCUUUUCCAACCACUGGUUCAUACUGUUCAAUGAUGCACUGGUGCACACCCAGGGUGCCAUUCCCUCUCAGAGCAUCUUCUCCACACAUCACGUCUAUCCUCUGACCUGUUUGUGGGUGAAACCAGUUACUGAAGACAGCAGUGGACUCUAUGCCAUCAAAAUUACUUGUCCAGAGGAGAGUUUCACUGUGGUGGCCUCGACACCACAAGAGAAGAAUAAGUGGCUACGGUCUCUGAACCAGGCGUUGGAUCAGGUGCUGGGUGGUGGAGGUCAGGGGUCGUCGCCAGGGGUCAUGGGAAUGUCUCGCACGGCCUCGUACACGUUCACUGGAGAGGGACGGUUCAAAGACGCCCAGUACACCGGGGGCUGGUUGGCAGGACGAGUUCAUGGCAGAGGAACCAUGAAGUGGCCAGAUGGACGGACCUACGUGGGGAACUUUAAGAAUGGAGUGGAGGAUGGCUAUGGCGAGUGUAUUAUACCUAACAAAGUGUUGCAUAAGCCAGAUAGUUACCAAGGACACUGGAGAGACGGCAAGAUCCAUGGCUUCGGCAAGUACAAGUAUGCCAGUGGCGAGGUGUACGAGGGCUGCUUCAGUGACGGGCAGCGGCACGGUUACGGCAUGCUGAGCUCCGGUAAGCUGGCCAAAAAUUCCUCCAGCGUUUUCAUCGGCCACUGGGUCCAUGACAAGAAGACAGGAUAUGGAGUGUACGAUGACAUCACCAGAGGUGAGAAGUACAUGGGACUGUGGUUGGACGAGCAGCGGCACGGCACCGCUGUGGUUGUUACCCAGUAUGGCGUGUACUUCGAAGGGACCUUCAAGGACAACAAGAUGAGUGGUCCAGGUCUGCUGGUGUCUGAUGACGACACAGCUUUCCAUGGAGAGUUUUCUGAUGACUGGACUGUCAACGGCAAGGGUGUUUUGACUCUGGCUAACGGUGACUGCCUGGACGGCCUGUUCACUGGAGAGUGGAGCGCAGGACUGAAGGUGGUUGGAACGUACACCAAACCAGUGGCUGAAGAGCUAGAACACAAGGACAGAAACAGCCUGCUCCGGUUGGGUCAGUACGUGGUGCCUGCAGGUCAGAGGUGGCUCUGUGUGUUUGAUGAAUGUUGGAGCCGACUGGGCUGUGAUGCUGCUGGGAAAGGAGAGAGGACCGUAGCCUGGGAGAACAUCGCAGUCAGUAUAACAUCUGCACGACGACACAGCCCAGACCUCACUCGGUCUCAGACCAAAGUGUUGGAGUCUUUGGAGUUAAUUCCUCAACAUGGAGUACCGGUUACCACCGCAAACUAUGACAACAUAAGAAGAUACCUCAUCAAGGCAUGUGAGACCCCUCUCCACCCUCUGGGCUGGCUGGUGGAGACAUUGGUGACCGUCUACAGGAUGACGUACGUCGGCGUGGGAUCCAACCGCAGGCUCCUCCGACAGGCCGUCCUGGAGGUUCAGGGCUACCUCACACAUUUCUUCCGCAUCGUUCGGUUUCUGUUUCCAGGGUUACCAGACGAUGGUGGCAUCAUCCCAGAACCCCCUGCAUCUAAUGGCAGACACGACUCUAACACAGCAGAGCAAGGCAGUGUGCUGGUGGUGAGCUGCUCCUCUCUGCUCCUCCCUCUGCUGCUCCCUCGGCUCUACCCGCCUCUCUUCACCCUGUACUGCCUGCAGGAGGAGCAGGAGGAGGCGCAGUACUGGGACCGCAUCCUCCGACUCAACAAACAGCCCGACCAGUCUCUGCUCAGCUUUCUGGGAGUGCAGGAGAAGUUCUGGCCUGUGUGGAUGUCAAUUCUUGGAGAGAAAAAGCAGAUUGUGUCGAGCAGUAAAGACGCCUGUUUUGUUUCUGCUGUAGAGACACUCCAACAAAUCAGCACCACCUUCACUCCGUCAGACAAACUCCUCGUCAUCCAGAAAACGUUUGAGGAGUUGACCCAGGAAAUUAAACCUAUGCUGCAGGGUGAAUUCCUGUGGUGCAUGGACGACCUGCUCCCUCUCUUCCUCUAUUUGGUACUCAGGGCAAGGAUCAGGAACCUGGGAGCUGAGGUCAAUAUGAUCGAAGAUUUAAUGGAUCCCAACGUUCAGCAUGGAGAGCUGGGACUGAUGUUCACAACACUGAAGGCCUGCUACAUCCAGAUCCAGCAGGAGUCGACUACCUAGGAGUGGAUAGGAAAAAAAACCUCACAGUCAACAAAAACUUCCCACGAAGGUGCUGCCGGAACAAAACCAGUCAAACCAGCAGUAUUCUACUGGAGGCCACUGGGAAGCUGCACUGACAGACGUCAAACAGGAAGAUGAUGCCUGACAGCUUGUUCUCUGCUGAUCCUUGUGCAGCACACCAAAGUUCUCUCUUUUCUAUGGAAGACGGUUUUCAUAGGAAGGUAACACAUCGUGUUCUUCAGGACAUGUUAGAAAACUGCAUUAUUAUCUUUACAACAGCAUUGUGUAAUAUGUUUGUACUGUCGAUAUUCAGUAGUAAUACAUCAGCUAGAGUAGAGUACAGAAAUAGUCAAAACACAGUUCUGCUUUCAUUACUUUACAGUAUUUUUACUUUACUGUAUGCACACAGUUUACAGUAAGGAACCGGCAAGGUGCUGUAUAGGUUUAGCUGCCUUCUGUCAGGAAUGAAGGCGCUCAAGGAAAAGGGUACUGACAAACCACAUCACUGAUGAAGUCUGAAUUGGGAUCAGAUUUUAAAGUGAACGUAGGUAGCAGAUGACUGCAAAACUAAGAUUAAGAAAAUAUGUACAUUGUUAUUAUACAUUAAUGUCUGAGCACUCCUCAAAGGGAAAAAUCUCCAACCCCAGGAAAUGCACUGUUGAAAUAAUACAAUUUGAAUAAUAAUAAUGGAAUCUUCUUUUCAGCAACAUUUAGACCCAUUACAUCUUUUGAAUGCAGGAGAGUUAGUUCAAAUUUUCACACUAAACAGUUUCUUGAAACGAUGUAGAAUAUUUUGUAUUUAUUUAUUUUUUAACACUUAUACUCUCCUGUAAUAAGAACCCAACCUCACUCGCUCCUGCAUUUUGAAACUUGCCAUGAAACAGUUUUUGUCUCAGGGCCGAACCCUCUCAAUAUUUAUAGCUAAUACACAGUAAACUGAGCAGUAGGACACGAAUGUGUUCCUGCAGAGGGAAAUGAUUUUGUACUGAUGUAAAAUGAUCAAAGAGGGAACACUGAUUAUAUUUUUCAACCAGUUUGCGAUUCUGUGGAAGUGUUUGUGUGUCAACGAGCGUAAAAGAACAAAUCUGAGGAGGAACGCUUUUAAUGUUGCACAAGCAUUUUUUAUUUUGUUUUGUUUUAUACACCAACCAGCUCGUAGAGUGUUUAACAACACACUAUAUUCACUUUUUCAUAAGAUCAGUUAUCAUAAAAAAGUAGAUAUUUUUUGUUUUUCCCCUACCUCCAUUGAGGACAUAAUAUUUUCAGUCCUGUUAUUUUUAAGAAAAUGCGGUGGAGGGUCGGCCAUGAAAAGUAAAAGAAAAAAACUUAAUGAGCAGCCGUUAAUUCAUUUAGAGCAUUAAUUCAAACCGAGAGAUUGACAUUUGAAACAUUUUCACUAUUUUCGAAGGGACUACUGCACUCACUUAAAUGAUUGUAUGCCAUGAUUGUCUAUAUUGUGUGUGUUUUAAUUCAGAUGCAGAUUUUUUUUUUUUAAUCGGUGGCUAACUUAAAAAAACAAAAACAUUAAGGUACUUCUGACCUUUUCUUUGAAUCCAUCUGUAUCUGUUAUAAAUGACUAUUUUCAGAUCCAGAUCCUUUAGGGACAUCAAAGUAAUAUUUUUCCAUGUCCAGUAUCUCUUCUAUCUGUAAAGUUUAUGAUCUCUUUCUGGCAUAAAAAACAUUUUUAACUCCCAGAACAAUGGUCAUAUAUUUGGGUACAACACCCUUUUGUUUUUGUUUUUUAAGAGCCCGAGGGCACUUCAGAUCACUUUGAAAUUGAUUUAUAUUAAUUAAUUUAUUAAUAGAAUGUAAUUGAAAUCAUUUAUAAGAGAUAUAUUGAAAAUAUUUUAUCACAAAUCUGGAUAUUAAGUUCCUUCAUCGAGUCAAACUUUUACAUUCUAGCUGAUUGCAGCAAUGAUUGUUAAGGACGUGUCCAUUACGAAAAUCCACUGAGAAACAGCAGAAAAAGAUGAUUUUUCCUCUCUUGUUGUUCCUGCUAUUUCUGCAGUUCUGAAAUGUGUUUGUACUGUAUUGAUUUAUUGUCACAUCCUCAGAAUCAGUCAAAUGUUCUUUUUAAAAAUAUUUUUGUUAGUAGCACCACUGCAGGAUGGAUGGAUGGGACAAAAUCCCUCAGCUGUCCUUCUUAUGGACUCCUUUAAUACCAGUUUGGGGAAAUUGCCGGCAUCGAAAUCUGCCAUAGUUUUCAGUACUACCAACAACAUCACACACAAAAGAGUCUGUUUGUUGAUUUAUUUCCUACCUUUUAGGUAAGCCUUGGUUUGAGAUAAUUUCAGAGCAGUAUUAAAAUCAAACUUUAUUCUCUUAUUGGUGAUAUAAAUGUCAUUUAAGGUAAUGCAGGAAACAUUUUGACUCCUUGUGAUUUGUCAUUGUACUGACAUGAACUUUAACCAAUCAUUUAAAAUACAUUAAUCAAGUGUAAAACAAAAAUAAUCAAAAGUGCACAAGUUCUACAUCAUGAACUAAGGCAUGGAGAGCAAGUUGUGAUCUUUCGUAAAAACCUGCAUUCAUUGGAGGUUUCAAGCUAAUGAGGCAAUAACCUGACUGAAUUUAUGACUUCCGUUAAUUAUUUUUUUAACCAAGUCUAUAUUUUUGUAACUUCAGACAUUUUUAGAAAGAGCUGAUCAAGGGAACUGAUUGCAUUAUAUUUAAUUUGUUGUGAUGGAUUAAUGAGUUGUGAUAGGAAAUGCAAAAUGUGUUUACUCAAAAAAAAGGGGGGCAAUAAAUUUGGUUUAAUUCAUGAAA